This is a messenger RNA of Maniola jurtina (meadow brown), 1834 nucleotides long. Its product is annotated as DNA primase large subunit-like. The record is from RefSeq and is a predicted model, not a curated record. Bases 125 to 1417 code for a protein of 430 amino acids. NCBI's taxonomy places the organism in Eukaryota, Metazoa, Arthropoda, Insecta, Lepidoptera, Nymphalidae. The transcript has a single exon. Gene Ontology annotation, cellular component: alpha DNA polymerase:primase complex. Gene Ontology annotation, biological process: DNA replication, synthesis of primer.
UCUGUUAUUGUUGUUUUGUUUACAAUUAAAAUUCAAUGAUUUGAUUUCGUAGUUUUGUAUUAUUUUAUUUCUGUUUUUUCAAUUUACUAAUAAAAAAUCUGGCGAGGUUUGCAAUGAAUUGAAUAUGUCAUUUUUUUAUUUGGCCACUGUAAAAGGAGAUAUGCCAGUGCACCUGUUGGAAACUGUCGUUACUAAGAGGUUAGAAUACUUAAACGCGUUAAUUAAAAGCCAAGAGAACGCUUACAACGAAUAUGUCGUGGAAGGAAGCGUAUACGACGUUGUGGGACACUACAUGCUGUGCAUCGUGGCUAUAUUGGAAGGCAGGGAGGAGUUCACACAACUCGUUAUCAGAGGUGAAGGUAUUCUGUUUAGACGCAGGCUCAAAGCUUUGUCGGCAUACGAUUUGAGAUCUUUUGCCAAAAAAAUUCUACGAGUGAUAAGGAAACUACGCUCAGAGGUGUAUUUUCUUACGCCUCUUAAGCUUCUAUGCCAACACUUGAUGUUAAGAGACAUGGCUCAUCACAUCUGCUCUGUAUGUUGCGACAAUUGUUCUCUCCACAGUUUCAAAGUCAAUUUCAAACACUGCCUUGCAUUUGUUGCUAAAAGACAAGUAAUACUUAGGAAUGGCAGCGCUCAGAUACCUUGUAGCAAGUGGAAAGUUUAUCUUGUACAGCUUUUUAACACUAAUCUAAAACAUAGGCUGUAUGAAACUGAUCUAGCUAGCUUGAGGAACGAUCCUAGGAUCACUGAGCUGCUCAGAAAAGUAGGAAAAGAUAGCAGUCCUCUAAACAGGCAUAAUAUUAGUAUUUUGAAAAGCGAGGAAAUUGAUGCAACUUCGAGGUGGUUUCCUCCUUGCAUGCUAAACCUGCAUCAGCAUUUGAGAAGGAAGCACAGAUUAACUCAUGAUCAGAGGUUUUAUUACAGUCUUUUUCUCAAAGAUUUGGGUAUGCCAGUGGAAGAAGCUGUUAUAUUUUGGAGAACAGAGUAUCAGCAAGUUCCAAAUGGAAAAUCUACUUGUUGUCACAACUGGGCAAAAGAUGAAAAGAAGUUUGUCUAUGGAAUUAGACAUAUGUAUGGAUUGGAGGGCGGCAGAAAGGGCUACAGCUGUAGAAGUUGUCACCAAAUUCAAAAUUCUGACACAACUUAUUCGGAAGGAGGGUGUCCAUUCAAAUCCUUUGAUGAUAACAAAAUGGAACAAAUAUUAAACAUUCCUAAGACUAAUCCCUUAUUGUCACAGAUUAGAGAACUUAAAUCUCAAGAAAAAUAUACAUUGGCUUGUAUGAAAUACUUACAAAAUAAGCUCUUAAACAAGAGCUCCCGUAACAUGCACUGUGAAAGCAUUAACUUUAAUUUUACACCUGUUAAAUAUUAUAUAGCUUUGACAAAUUCUAUGACUGAAAUAGUUAAUGAAGUAUGAUAUUUUUUAUUAAGUUAUACUUAGAAUCUUCUUUUACUUAAGUAGGUACUUAGUUUACUAUAAUAAAGUAUUGUUUAUUUUCAAAUGGAUUUUUUUAGAAUUUGUAACCAUAACUAAAUACAAUUUCAACUAAAAGAAGAAACUGAGUUACAUAAUAUUUUACAUGUACAGCUUCUACCUACUGCUGUGUUCAGAACCUUGGGACCUUGAGAACUUCCAGUAAGGAAAAUCUUUUCUACUUCAUUAUUAAACUACUUUAAAUUUUAACUAUUAUCUACCUAACAUAUUAUUAUGUUAUCUUAGAAAUAAGAGGAAAUUGAGGUUGGUAUUUAUGUGAGGAAAACAGUUUAGCAGCGUCAUCGUAACCAGGUGAUUAAGCUUGUUGCAUGUGUCACAUCAAGAUAAUUUUAUGUCUAU